AUGGCCCUCAGUCGGAUUGACGGCCGGGACAACCUCUACGUAGGCGGGAUUUGGGCUCUUCGCCGCUCGGAUAGUCUCACGGAAAAGGGCAUAACGCAUGUCCUGUCAGUGGUGGGCUUCAGCCCGGACAGCCUGAAAAACUUCAAAGACGAGCCGUGGUCCGAGUACGGCAAGCAGUUUCGCCACCUGCUCAUCGACAUAGACGACGUGGAUGAGUCAAAUCUGCUCGUUGAACUGCCCAGAGCAGUCAGAUUCAUUGACGACGGAUUGAGGGGGCCGGCAAACAAGAAUGGGCGCUCACCUUCGGACCAGGCCGAGAGCCGAGGUGACACGGUACGAGACGGGAGCGGGGAGAGCGGCAUCGUGGAGGAAGGACUGGAGAGGCUGAGGGCAUCCACUGCCGACGGCGCGCCCGCGGCUGAGAGCAUGUCCCGAGCGGGCGGUGUCUUUGUGCACUGCGCCGCGGGCAAGUCUCGCUCCGUGUCGAUUGUGAUGGCGUACUUGCUCUGGCGGUAUCCGGACCGGUUCGACGCCAACGUCGUGCCGGCCUCGGCGUAUGGCGACUUGGGCGGCGGGAAGGACGCCGGCGGUCCGGCGGCGCAUUCUUGCGACCAGAGCGCGGGCGGCAUCAGGUCGCGCAAGGAGACGGCUCGCGAGGCAGUCGAGCUGGCGCUGGCGCUCGUCCGACGGACGCGACCGAUGGCAGAGCCCAACGACGGCUUCAUGCGGCAGCUGGCACUCUGGUGGGAGAUGGGCUGCCCGGACGACGUGGAGGCGCGUCCUCUGUACCAGCGGUGGGCGUACAAGCGCGAGGUCGAGGAACACGUCGCUGUCGGCCAGGCUCCCAGCCGACUGCGGUUCGAGGACGAGGAGCCCCCGGCUGCGGCCUCUCGAGCUGCUGCCGCCGGCACAGGAGGAGGGGGGCAAGCCACGGGGCUGGCGCUGCGAUGCAAAAAGUGCAGAAGGACACUUGCCACGGCGCCCUUUAUCAACGAGCACGUCGCCGCCGGGUCGUCGGCGACGGUUGGCCCCCGGCAGGCGUGCCCGCACUACUUUGUCGAGCCACUGAGCUGGAUGCGGCGAGAGCUGGAAAAGGGCCAGCUCAACGGCCGACUGAGCUGCCCCAACGAACGGUGCGGCGCUGCCGUCGGACGCUACGACUGGAAGGGCAUCAGGUGUGCCUGCGGCGGAUGGGUCACGCCGGGCCUGUCUCUGCAGAGAGCGAGAGUCGACGAGGAGGUGAGGAGGAGUCGUGGGGCCGUGGGCCAAGGGCAAGACCCAAGGCUGAGCGAGGUUGGGAGAAACAUGGGCAUUCGAAUGCCUCCCGGGCCAGGGAGGGGUGGCGGCAACUUGUAA
Metarhizium album ARSEF 1941 is the source of this 1356-nucleotide messenger RNA. Its product is annotated as Dual specificity phosphatase, subgroup, catalytic domain protein. Gene Ontology annotation, cellular component: nucleus. The transcript is spliced from 2 exons. The record is from RefSeq and is a predicted model, not a curated record. Bases 1 to 1356 code for a protein of 451 amino acids. Gene Ontology annotation, molecular function: protein tyrosine/serine/threonine phosphatase activity. Lineage: Eukaryota; Fungi; Ascomycota; Sordariomycetes; Hypocreales; Clavicipitaceae. Gene Ontology annotation, biological process: protein dephosphorylation.